CUCCGUAUUAAUGAGAUGAGCCAAGGAAAAGCCAUUGGUUCCGUAUCGCCUUUCCUUUCCUCAGGCACUUGGGGGAGGAGGUGUUUGCAUUUCUCCGCAGGACCAGCUCGCUUUGCAGAGCAUUGUCUGGGUAUGGGAAUCACACACACACAGAAAUACAGGGGCGAGCACACCACAGCCUUGACUCGCAGGCAGAGCAUCUGAUCCAGCCUGAACACGCUUCUCCUCCCCCACCCCAUCCCCCACUUCCCGAGCACGAAUAAUCCCCCCUGAAAAAAAAAAAAAAAAAAAAAGCAUAAAAAAAAAGCAGGGGAAAAAAAAAAGAAAAAAAAGUUUGUAAAUCUCCUGCCUCCCUUCUUGGUUUUUUUGGGGGUUGGUUUUGCUUUUUUAUUUAUUUAUUUAGCGAUGGCAAAUUCCUUCACGGCCAGGACCUGGCCCAUCCCCUGAGCAAAGGCAGCCUGGACAUGACCGGCAGGCGAGGGAGGAGGAAUUUGGAUUCCCUUCGGAGGCGCCGACCCCUCCUCCGCCCGGUACGAGCGAGGCGGGGGGGAACCCGGCUCCGGCCGCUCACUUCCACCGCGGGCAGCCGGAGCUGGACAGGUUCUGCCGGGGAACCGGUCAGCGUCCCCCCCGCUGCUGGCUCCGACCCCACCGGCACCCGCCCCGCCCCGGCACGCCGGGGAUGCAGCAUCUCCAGCACCGGGACGGAUCCCUGCUGCAAUGAGAUCUGAUCCUUGAUGUGAAGACCUUAACCAAAAGAUCUGCAGAGAGCGUGUGCUUCAGACCUAAUAAUAGUGUUAACAAACAAAACUUGACCAAGUUCGAAAUUAAGAGGAAAAGAUGGCCAUCAAUUGGAAGAUCUGCUUCUUCGCUCUCAUAUUGCUUCCGAUGGUUACAGCAACCCAUUCCAACUGCAUCAUUAAAAAAGAGCAAGAGACUUGUCUGGAGAAGAUACGGAGGGCAGCUGCCCUGAACCCUUUCAAUGACUCUUCUCCAGGUUGCCCAGGAAUGUGGGACAAUAUUACAUGCUGGAAACCUGCAAGUGUGGGUGAAAUUGUCUUUGUCAAGUGUCCUGCACUGUUCAGAUUUAUCAUCUCUGAAGACGGUUGGGAAGUAGAUAACUUGGGGCAAACCUACGCAGGUGAUUAUGACCUGCUGGAAAGCACGGCCCAGUCUCCCCUAGGGGACAUCAGCAGAAAUUGCACUGAAGAUGGCUGGUCUGACCCUUUUCCUCAUUAUUAUGAUGCCUGCGGCUUUGAUGAAAAUGAAACAGAGUCUGAUAACCAGGAUUACUACUAUCUAUCUGUGAAGGCUCUGUACACGGUGGGAUACAGCACUUCUCUUGUUUCCCUGACCACCGCCAUGGUUAUCCUGUGUCGUUUCAGGAAGCUUCACUGCACCCGAAAUUUUAUCCACAUGAAUCUCUUUGUUUCAUUCAUCCUACGUGCAAUAUCUGUAUUCAUUAAAGAUGGCGUUCUUUAUGCUGAACAGGAUGGCAACCACUGUUUUAUCUCAACGGUGGAAUGCAAAGCAGUGAUGGUGUUCUUUCACUACUGUGUCAUGUCCAACUACUUCUGGCUUUUCAUUGAGGGAUUGUACCUUUUCACUUUAUUGGUAGAAACUUUUUUCCCAGAGAGGAGAUACUUCUACUGGUAUACUAUUAUUGGCUGGGGUACCCCAACAAUUUGUGUCACUGUCUGGGCAGUGCUGAGACUUCACUUUGAUGAUACUGGCUGCUGGGACAUGAAUGACAACACUGCCUUGUGGUGGGUGAUCAAGGGUCCUGUGGUUGGAUCAAUCAUGAUAAACUUUGUGCUUUUUAUUGGCAUAAUUGUGAUACUUGUGCAGAAACUCCAGUCACCUGAUAUCGGGGGCAAUGAAUCCAGCAUUUACUUCACCCUCCCUCUUCCUCCCAGAUGCAGCUGCAGUCCAUGCACAGGACACAUGCGCAGCUGCGUUCAGAAAUGCUACUGUAAGCCUAAGAGGGCUAACCAGCACUCUUGCAAGAUGUCAGAACUAUCAACCAUUACCCUGAGACUGGCUCGCUCUACACUACUGCUUAUCCCCUUGUUUGGAAUUCACUACACGGUGUUUGCUUUUUCUCCUGAAAAUGUCAGUAAGCGGGAGAGACUAGUGUUUGAAUUGGGACUGGGAUCUUUCCAGGGUUUUGUUGUUGCUGUUCUCUAUUGUUUCUUGAAUGGGGAGUUUCUCCCUAAAGGUGCAAUCAGAAAUAAAGAGAAAAUGGAGGAGCUGGAAAGUCAACCGGUAUUUUGCUGUGGAUUUCAAACAUCGUCAUCCUUCUCUAGCGAGCAGCGGAGUGAACGGGGGGACACAACUCUCCAUUCUGAGCAAGAGCAGCUCUCAGAUUCGGAUGUCCAGCAUAAAUGCGGAGAACCUAGCGACAUGAGCAGCUAAGGAAAACAAAUUAAUCAACAUGCAAGCCAAAAACCAUCCCUUUAAAAAGAAAAAAAAAAUAAA
Molecule: messenger RNA, 2478 nt
Organism: Grus americana (Whooping crane)
Lineage: Eukaryota; Metazoa; Chordata; Aves; Gruiformes; Gruidae
Gene: ADCYAP1R1
Product: ADCYAP receptor type I
Exons: 18
Coding region: 841-2415 (524 amino acids)
Biological process (GO): cell surface receptor signaling pathway; adenylate cyclase-modulating G protein-coupled receptor signaling pathway
Cellular component (GO): plasma membrane; neuron projection
Molecular function (GO): peptide hormone binding; G protein-coupled peptide receptor activity; vasoactive intestinal polypeptide receptor activity
Source: RefSeq, a predicted model, not a curated record